Messenger RNA from Symphalangus syndactylus (siamang), 5418 nucleotides. RefSeq names its product heterogeneous nuclear ribonucleoprotein A0 (gene HNRNPA0). Lineage: Eukaryota; Metazoa; Chordata; Mammalia; Primates; Hylobatidae. Gene Ontology annotation, molecular function: mRNA 3'-UTR binding. Gene Ontology annotation, biological process: mRNA splicing, via spliceosome. Gene Ontology annotation, cellular component: catalytic step 2 spliceosome. The record is from RefSeq and is a predicted model, not a curated record.
AACAGAAAGAUGUUUUAUUAUUCCCAUUUUAAGAUAAUAAAACUGAUUACAUUUUUUAAAAGGUUAAGUAACUUGCCCGAAGUCACAUAACUGGAUGGUUACAGGGUAAGUGAUAGACCAGCCUAGUUUACCCUCAAACCUUAGCCCAUCUAUUUACCUUUGUUACAAUAUCCAAACUACUUAACCUAAGAUUCAACACAUUCCAUAGUAUCAUUUCAUAGUACCAAAUACCCUCAACCUAUCUUACCUCUUACUAUUUUCUAUCUAAAACUGCCUGCUUCUCUCAAACUAACUGGUCCACUCCCUGUCUCUUGAAGCUUAUGUUCCUUCUGGAUUUUGCUCAGAUGAACUCCCUAUAGAAAUCUUUUUUUUUUCCUUUCCAACUUUUAUUUUAGGUUCAAGGGAUACGUGUGGAGGUUUGUUAUGUGGGUAAAUUGUUAGUCUUGGGGGUUUGGUGUAUAGAUAAUUUUGUCACCCAAGUCAUCAGCAUAAUACCUGAUAGGUAGUUUUUCAGUCCUCACCCUCCUCCCACCCUCCAUCCUUAAAAAAGACCUGAUGUCUAAUGUUCCUUUCUUUUGUGUCCAUGUGUACUCAAUGUGUAGCUCCCACUUGUAAGUGAGAACUUGUGGUAUUUGGUUUUCUGUUCCAGCCUUAAUUUGCUUAGGAUACUAACUAGUCUUUGGCUGUGAGGUUCAGUGCAACUUCCAAUUCUUUCCUAAAUCUUUCCUGAAUACUUGAGGAUACAGUGAGGAAUUCCUCUUAACUUCUUCAGCAUUUUCCAUAUGGUUUUGGAGGCUUUUGGUCACGUAAUGCCUCAUAUUAACUAUGUCCCACCCCAUGUAUCUUGCUUGGCACACAAAGGCUCAAUAAAUGGAAGCUGUUAUAAUUUUCUUCCAUUCCCAUCUGAGUGAGGGCACUAAAAGCAGUAACUUAGGGGUAUAUGAUCUCUCUCUCUGUAAAACGUUCAUCUAACCAACACCUUUAAAAAGCUAACAUUCUACUUUUGGGAGGCCGAGGCCAGCGGAUCACUAGGUCACGAGUUUGAGACCAUCCUGACCAACAUGGUGAAACCCUGUCUCUACUGAAAAUACAAACAUUAGCCAGACGUGGUGGUGCCUGCCUGUAGUACCAGCUACUCGGGAGGCUGAGGCAGGAGACAGGAGAAUCGCUUGAACCCGGGAGGUGGAGGUUGCAGUGAACCAAGAUGGUGCCAUUGCAUUCCAGCUUGGGCAAGACUCCGUCUCAAAAAUAAUAAUAAUAAGCAAAGCUAACAUUCUAGGCAGGCGUGGUGGCUCACGUCUGUAACCCAGCACUUUGGGAGGCCGAGGCAGAUGGAUCACCUGAGGUCAGGAGUUUGAGACCAGCCUGACCAACAUGGUGAAACCCCAUCUCUACUAAAAUACAAAAAGUAGCUGGGUGUGGUGAUGGGCGCCUGUAAUCUCAGCUACUCAGGAGGCUGAGGCAGGAGAACAGCUUGAACCCAGGAGGCGGAGGUUGCUGAGCCGAGAUUGUGCCACUGCACUCCAGCCUGGGCAACAAGAGUUAAACUCCAUCUCAAGAAAAAAAAAAAAGCUAACAUUCUAGUUCAAAGAAAGCAACAUAUAGAUGAUGUAAAUUACACAUAAAAAACCAUUCACUGAGGUUAAAUGAAAAUGUCUGCUGGAGUGUGCCAAGGGGACCUGAAAAGGCCUCCUCUGAGAGGGCGUCGUGGGAGGGCUUCAAGGAUGGCGGGAGGAUGGCAGGGAGGCAGGCAUGUCGAGCCUCGUCUGGUUCCUAAUGUCUGAAGCUGUUUUGGUUCCCUGUUGUCUUUCACACCGCCGCCUCGGGCUCGCUUUUGCGCAGGGCCACGUGGCAAAGUUUUAGUUUAACCGCACGUCGGGCCUACUGUAAACGGUUAAUAACCGCCUUCGUGGACCAGGCCUCUGCCCUCCAUCUUUGUGAGGGCGGGAGGUGGGGCGGGGACGCCAGGUGUAGCGACAAGCGGAGAGGCGGCGGGUAGAUCCGGGCCCCCAACCCCAACAGUCAAGUUUUCAAAAAGCCCGCGCGUGGCGCCCCAGGCUGCAUCCGUUGGGAAUGGCCCCCAUCGCGCCCCCUGCUCGCUCCCCCGCAAAGCCCUGGGCGGGAGAAGGCGCGGGGGUGGCAGGCAGGCUCUUCAUACUGGGGGCGCCGGGGCAAGCGCGCACCGGGGAGCGCGCCCGUCCAACAGCUGCCGAAAACGGAAGUGGGUGCGAGAGGAUCACGGUGAUUGGCUGAACUCAUAUGUCUCUCAAGGGGCUGGCGCGAACGCCACUGCGGAGUUGGGCGAGGGGAUGAGUAAAAGGGAGGGGGAGAAACACUGGGAACAGCCGCGGUGCUAGCAGGAAAUGAAUCGCGGCGGUACGCGGAGGGCAGGGAGGGACCCAUGUCAAGGGACUGUGGGGCGCUCGGGAAUGAAAGCGGGCUGGCAGAAGCGGAGGCGAGAGCGGCACAGGCCGCGGGCUUGAAUAGACCGCGGAGGGCGGGGAGUCCGUGAUCUAGAGCGGCGCUGCGGCGCGGUAGGCGGGAUUAACGGGAGCGAUGCGGGGAUUGGCUGGCAGCGCUAGGCUGCCGUACGUCGGCGGUGACGCACGCCUCGGGGAGGGUGCGCGCGCGUUCAGCGGCCUCUUUGUGUGGUGCCCAGAUAGGGGAGCGGAGGUGGCGGCGGCGGUAGCGGUGGCAUUGGUUGUCUUCCAGUCUCCUCGGCUCGCCCUUUAGCCGGCACCGCUCCCCUUCCCUCCCCCUUCCUCUCUUCCUUCCUUCCCUCCCCUUCCCUUUUUCCCUUCCCCGUCGGUGACCGGCGGGGGUGGCUCCAGCAACGGCUGGGCCCAAGCUGUGUAGAGGCCUUAACCAACGAUAACGGCGGCGACGGCGAAACCUCGGAGCUCGCAGGGCGGGGGCAAGGCCCGGGCCUUGGAGAUGGAGAAUUCUCAGUUGUGUAAGCUGUUCAUCGGCGGCCUCAAUGUGCAGACGAGUGAGUCGGGCCUGCGCGGCCACUUUGAGGCCUUUGGGACUCUGACGGACUGCGUGGUGGUGGUGAAUCCCCAGACCAAGCGCUCCCGUUGCUUUGGCUUCGUGACCUACUCCAAUGUGGAGGAGGCCGACGCCGCCAUGGCCGCCUCGCCCCAUGCCGUGGACGGCAACACUGUGGAGCUGAAGCGGGCGGUGUCCCGGGAGGAUUCAGCGCGGCCCGGUGCCCAUGCCAAGGUUAAGAAGCUCUUUGUCGGAGGCCUUAAAGGAGACGUGGCUGAGGGCGACCUGAUCGAGCACUUCUCGCAGUUUGGCACCGUGGAAAAGGCCGAGAUUAUUGCCGACAAGCAGUCCGGGAAGAAGCGUGGAUUCGGCUUCGUGUAUUUCCAGAAUCACGACGCGGCAGACAAGGCCGCGGUGGUCAAGUUCCAUCCGAUUCAGGGCCAUCGCGUGGAGGUGAAGAAGGCAGUCCCCAAGGAGGAUAUCUACUCCGGUGGGGGUGGAGGCGGAUCCCGAUCCUCCCGGGGCGGCCGAGGCGGUCGGGGGCGCGGCGGUGGUCGAGACCAGAACGGCCUUUCCAAGGGCGGCGGCGGCGGUUACAACAGCUACGGUGGUUACGGCGGCGGCGGUGGCGGCGGCUACAAUGCCUACGGAGGCGGUGGCUGCGGUUCGUCCUACGGUGGGAGCGACUACGGUAACGGCUUCGGCGGCUUCGGCAGCUACAGCCAGCAUCAGUCCUCCUAUGGGCCCAUGAAGAGCGGCGGCGGCGGCGGCGGCGGCGGAGGCAGCAGCUGGGGCGGUCGCAGUAAUAGUGGACCUUACAGAGGUGGCUAUGGCGGUGGGGGUGGCUAUGGAGGCAGCUCCUUCUAAAAGAAAAUUUAAAAUGCCUGGGAGUGGCUAUAGGGGUAGCUCUUUUCAACAGCCCAAGUGGGGUCAACUCCUAAGCCCCACCCCCUCACACACCGCCUUCCCUGUUUUGCCCUUGGGGGAGCCACUUCUAAGGCUGCCUACCCUUGGGGGUGUUCCUCUAUUUGCCUGCCACCUCUCUUGUCUCUCCCUCUGAAGAUGGACUCGGCCUCACAUACACAUUUUUGUGUUACAGUCAUUGAUGGACUCUAUUUUUUUAUUAUUACUUGGACCUUGGUCGUUUUUAUACUAGCAAAAUGUCUUGUUUUAAUUUGUGUUUUUUGGGGGGAGGGAGGGAGUGAACUUGCUGAUUCUGUAGCAAAACCUGGGUGGGGGUUGGGGUGGGGGGUAGUUUACUUUGUUGUAAGGACUUAAUAACCUGGCUACAGCGUUUUCUAUGAAAUCUACUUGGAUCCCAUGCCUGAAAUUUGGAAGCAUAUGUACAAAAAUCAUUUUUACGUUUUAUUUUUAAUAAAUCAUUGUGUUUGACCGUAUAUGUCUAACAUUUUUUUUCUAGGAUCCAUUCCGUACCGUUUUUAAGGGAUAUUUGUUUAAGACUUUACAUGUUAAUUCUUUAUUCUUGAUGUGUACUUAGAGAAACUUAAGAGGUCCUGUGGUUUUUUUCCCCUAUCCUGUUGCCCUGCUAGUUGCGUGUUGAAUUAUAUCCCUUACAGGCAAAACUUUUGAAGUGGUGGAUGUGGCUUUUUAAACUCUUAAGUUUCUGUGCAUCCAUCUCUUGUACUAAGCGAAUUGCUUAUCAUCUUGACAUGGUUGGUCAUUUCUAUGACAAUUUACUUCAAACUGUGUACUGUGUAGUUCUAUAUAGUUUGUGUUAAGCAUGUCAUUCAUAUAAACUGUUUAAAAUUUUUCAGAUGGCCUAGUUUCAUCCCUCUUACUGGUUUGUCUGUAAUGAAUGGUUAAAAAUAAGGGUUAUAUUUUACCCUCAAAUGCGUUUUUGUACUUUCAGAGCAGGUUUAAACGGUUUUUUUUUUCCUAUAUCUGAACUGUUGUCCUCAUGGAAAUCCUUUUCUCGAUAUUUGUCACCAUCUACUGGCAGAAUGGCAGAGUAGCUGCGAAACAAUUUGUUUAAAAACUUGCUUAGGACAAUUGCAUCAGAUUUAGAAGUUUUGCCAUCAAAAUUCUUUGCAGAAUUGGAAGUUACACAUUCGCUUGUAACUGAGAUGGGCUUCACAGGAAUAGUUGCCAGUUCAUAUCACAAUUGCCCUUUCUAUAUGAGGUUUGAAAAUGUAAAAUGUUAUGCAUAGCUUGGGCAAUAGCCCUAAAUUGCUAUGACAACUAAUGAACCAGCUACGUAUACUGGUAUUUUAGGUGCAAGUUGUAAAGCAAAAUAUCUGUGUAUUCUGCUUGGUUAACAAAUGUAUAUUUGUAGCCCUUUCCUGCAAUAGCAUUCAAGUUGUUGUUUAUAAGAGAAGAACAAAACUAAUAAUAGGAGAAAAUUGCCUUUCUGGAUAGAAAUAGAGAAUAGCAACGUUUAUGGAUAUCACAAAUAAAGAAUUCAAUUCUUUA